CGAAACACGCGCUCCAAACAAAUUAUCCAAACAGAUUAAAGGAAACGCAUAUUUUAGCACGUGAACUCGCAUCAGGACUUUCGAAACAUGGUAUCCGGAUUGUGAAUCCCGUUCAUACUAAUAUGGUAUUUAUUGAUACGAGUGCGACGAAAAUUGGUAGUAUUGAUACUUUAGCGGAAAAGUUGAGUGAACAUGGGAUUAAAAUUGUUGGAAAUGCAUCUACAAUGACAAGGUUAGUAGUGCAUUAUCAAAUUGAGAAAAAGGCAAUUGAAAAACUCGUUAAUGUUGUUAGGGAAAUUUGUUAG
Racocetra persica is the source of this 305-nucleotide messenger RNA. Lineage: Eukaryota; Fungi; Glomeromycota; Glomeromycetes; Diversisporales; Gigasporaceae. The record is from the annotation of a GenBank genome assembly.